This is a messenger RNA of Cannabis sativa, 1697 nucleotides long. RefSeq names its product putative glucose-6-phosphate 1-epimerase. Gene Ontology annotation, molecular function: isomerase activity; carbohydrate binding. Gene Ontology annotation, biological process: carbohydrate metabolic process. The coding region runs from base 392 to 1366 and encodes 324 amino acids. Lineage: Eukaryota; Viridiplantae; Streptophyta; Magnoliopsida; Rosales; Cannabaceae. The record is from RefSeq and is a predicted model, not a curated record. The transcript has 9 exons.
GGGUGAUAAGAGCACGUGCACCCACGGUGAAAAUGGGUGCGGUGGGGACAGAACAGGCAGAGCCAAGCCGAACAUUUCGGGUCCGGAUAACGGAAGUGCCAACAAAAUCGGAAAAGGGCAAACGAAAUUUCAGGACAGCGAGGAAUAAAGAGAAAGAGGGAAAGUUCCAUACCGCUUAGCUUAGAAAUUUCACGACAGCUUUUGGUCUCUUGCUAUUGACUCCAAUCUCCAAUUGUCCAAUACUAAAAAGAAAACAUUACUCUCACACACUCACAGUCACAGGUCUUGACGAAGACACUGCCAAAUAAUAUUAUAUAUAUUUAUAUGGUAGAGGACUUAAGGAGAAGAAAAAAGGUUGAUAUAUUAAAGAAGACAGGCUACGGAGCUAGCUAUGAGUAGCGAGAAGGUUCCUUCAUCGGCUAUGACUUCUACUACACCGCAUGUGGAAUUUGCUAAAGGCGUCAAUGGCCUCGAUAAGAUCAUCCUACGCGAGUCUCGUGGCAGUUCCGCCGAGGUAUAUUUGUAUGGAGCUCAUGUGACGUCAUGGAAGAAUGACCAUGGGGAGGAAUUGCUUUUUGUUAGUAAUAAGGCUAUUUUUAAGCCUCCUAAAGCAAUUCGUGGUGGAAUCCCAAUUUGCUUUCCUCAAUUUGCAAAUCAUGGCCCUCUUGAGUCGCACGGGUUUGCUAGAAACAGGUUUUGGGAUGUGGAUAAUGAUCCACCCCCCUUUCCCACACCAACCCACAGCAAAGCUUAUGUUGAUUUGAUCCUCAGGCCUUCUGAAGAUGAUGUCAAGGUUUGGCCACACAGUUAUGAGUUUCGGCUGCGGGUGGCUUUGGGACCAGGAGGAGAUCUCAUGCUGACAUCUCGUGUUAGGAACACCAACUCUGAUGGGAAGCCAUUCUCAUUCUCAUUUGCGUAUCAUACUUAUUUCUCAGUUUCCGAUAUUAGUGAAGUUCGGGUUGAAGGAUUAGAGACCCUAGAUUAUUUUGACAACUUGAAGAGUAGGGAACGCUUUACUGAACAAGGUGAUGCAAUAACAUUUGAAUCAGAAGUGGACAAGAUUUAUCUAAGCACUCCUACAAAGAUUGCAAUUCUUGAUCAUGAGAAAAAGAGAACUUUUGUUGUACGCAAAGAUGGACUUCCAGAUGCUGUUGUCUGGAAUCCUUGGGAUAAGAAGGCAAAAGCUAUGGCUGAUUUUGGCGAUGAUGAAUACAAGCACAUGCUGUGUGUUGAGGCUGCUGCUAUUGAGAAACAUAUCACAUUGAAACCUGGUGAGGAGUGGAAAGGAAGACUAGAGCUGUCAGCUGUUCCUUCCAGUUACUGUAGUGGGCAGCUCGACCCUCAAAAAGUUCUCCAGAGCAGUUAGAGUUCAAUCCAGAUUAUAUUGUACAGGUACUCUCUUGCAACGUGUAAUGGAUUGGGACAUGACUCAUGAGUUGAAGUUCUGGCCACUUGAUUAUUGUUAUUAUUACUAUUUUCCUUUCUAUCUCAAAAAAUUACUCAUCAUUGUUGUAGAGAUGAGUUCAUGAACAGAUGACAUGUUUAAAUAAUGAUUUAGCGUCUUAAAUUGACUCGGAUUUGCAGACAUAAGAUGCGAUAGCCAACACUGCCACUAUAGUGGAAGGAGAUAACAUUUUCCUUUUUGUUCAAUGGAAUCUCUCGUGCAUUUGGAAUAAAAAGUUACAUAUUAUAUGAAA